Molecule: messenger RNA, 270 nt
Organism: Lathyrus sativus (Indian pea)
Lineage: Eukaryota; Viridiplantae; Streptophyta; Magnoliopsida; Fabales; Fabaceae
Source: the annotation of a GenBank genome assembly
AUGUGGAGGGCUACAACUGCGAGUCAUGUGAAUUCUUCGGAGAAAAUAAUGUUUCAAAUAAAGGGAGUUAAUGAAGUGGCAUUCAAACAUCUCAUCAAUAUUCCACCAAGAUUCUGGAGCAAAUCAAGGUUCGGGACAAGUAUAAGCUGUGACACUUUGGCCAAUAAUAUGUCUGAGGCAUUCAACCCUGUCUUUAUUGCUACUAGAGCCAAGGCAAUUGUGACAACGCUUGAAGAAAUUAGAGUGUAUCUAAUGCAAAGAUGGGAAUAA